Molecule: messenger RNA, 778 nt
Organism: Cyphomyrmex costatus
Lineage: Eukaryota; Metazoa; Arthropoda; Insecta; Hymenoptera; Formicidae
Product: protein takeout
Exons: 6
Coding region: 32-778 (248 amino acids)
Biological process (GO): multicellular organismal reproductive process
Source: RefSeq, a predicted model, not a curated record
CAAGCUCUGAUUCUCAACUGGACUGGCUAUCAUGUACACUUUCGUCUUUCGCAUCUGUGUGGCCUGCACACUCCUUGCUGUGGCCUUCGCCGAGAUACCAUCGUACAUAAAAAUAUGUCAUCGAAAGGAUCCAAAUAUAAAUAAUUGCGUACUUAAUUCAAUUGAGCAACUACGAAGCAAAUUGAAGGCAGGAAUUCCAGAAUUAGAGGUUCCAGCAAUUGAACCACUUACAUUAAAACAUAUACGAUUAUUGAGAGGUCCUCAAGCUGCAAGGCUUGAUGUCAACCUUACAAAUUUACAGGUAUUUGGACCAUCAACAUUUAAAAUCCGAGAUUUAAAAAUUGACCCGGAGAAUGUGUUUAUUACUUUCAAAGUUGGCUUUCAAAAACUUGACUUUCGAGGAAAAUAUAAAAUAAAUGCACAAAUUCUUUUGCUCAACCUAGUUGGAGAUGGAAAUCUCACUGGAACCUUCUUUGGUUACGAUAGCGAGUGCUUGAUGAAAAGUAAAAAAAUUAUUAAAAACAACAGCACAUAUGUGAACUUUGAAAAGAUGAAAAUUAAAAUAAAAAUAAACAAAGCUGCACUCAAUUUUGACAAUCUAUUUGGUGGCGAUCCUGUUCUUGGAUCAGCAAGCAACGAAAUUUUGAAUUCAAAUAGCGAAUUCUUAAUAGAUGAAAUAAGACCAGUACUGGAAGACAGCUUGUCAGAUCUCUUCACGAGUAUCGCAAACAAGAUUACCUUAAAGUUUACAUACGACGAUUUGUUCCCGAAUAAUUAA